Molecule: messenger RNA, 1716 nt
Organism: Limanda limanda (common dab)
Lineage: Eukaryota; Metazoa; Chordata; Actinopteri; Pleuronectiformes; Pleuronectidae
Gene: dab1a
Product: DAB adaptor protein 1a
Exons: 14
Coding region: 1-1716 (571 amino acids)
Biological process (GO): ventral spinal cord development; lateral motor column neuron migration
Source: RefSeq, a predicted model, not a curated record
AUGUCAACAGAGACAGAGCUACAGCCAGCGGUCAGGCCCAGCAGUGUCAGACGGGACUCCAAAAGGAAAGGGCAGGAUCGCAGUGAAACGGCUCUCAUCAGACGUUUUAAGGGCGAUGGCGUCCGCUACAAGGCCAAGCUCAUCGGCCUGGACGAAGUCACCGCGGCCCGUGGAGACAAACUCUGCCAGGACUCGAUGAUGAAGCUCAAGGGUAUAGCUGCUGCGGCACGGUCCAAAGGAGAUCACAAACAGAAGGUGUUUCUGACUGUUUCCUUUGGAGGGAUCAAGAUCUUUGAUGAGAAGUCAGGGGUCCUCCAUCACCACCAUGCGGUCCACGAGAUCUCCUACAUUGCCAAGGACAUCACGGACCACCGAGCCUUCGGCUACGUCUGCGGGAAGGAAGGGAACCACCGCUUCAUGGCCAUCAAGACGUCACAGUCGGCUGAGCCGGUGAUUCUGGACCUGCGGGACUUGUUCCAGCUCAUCUACGAGAUCAAGCAGAGAGAAGAGAUGGAGAAGAAGGCCCAGAAAGACAAGCAGUGUGAACAGGCCGUCUACCAGACAAUACUGGAGGAGGAUCUGGAGGACCCGGUGUACCAGUACAUUGUGUUUGAGGCGGGACACGAGCCCAUCCGCGACCAAUCGGAAGAGGGCAUUUAUCAGGUUCCCACCAGUCAGCAGAAGGAAGGGGUCUAUGACGUCCCCAAGCGACACCCAAAUAUCAACCAGUUAGAGAUUUUCGGAGACAUGUCCACACCUCCUGACAUCUACUCUCCGUCGACUCCCGCCUCUCCAGCCAACACCCUUGACCAUUCGCUGGGUCUGCAGCCUCCCACGGAACUGUUUUCUCCCUUCAAUCCUGCGUCUGUGCCCUCAGGUUAUGUGACGAUGGGAGCGGUCCCCCCCGGCCACUGGUCCCAGCAGGCGUUCGCUGCCCAGACGCCGCUGGCCUUCGGGGUCCAGUCUCCGCUCGGCCCAAUGGCCCAGGUCCUGCCAGGCGGCCAGCCUCUCAUCUGGGGCCAGGCCAACAUCUUCCCUGCCACCCAGCAGCAGUGGGCAGCCAUGGCAGCCGGAGCCUUCUCCCCUACAGCCUACCUCCCUGGCCAGCCUGUGGGCACCCUGCCCGCCGCCAUGUUCCAGACUCUCACCCCCGUCACGACCCUGACUCCAGCCGGCGAGUGCCAUUCAGGCGCUGGAGCGAGCGCUUCAGCUGCUUCCCCUUCAGCGUCGUCGAGUCCGCAGCAUGGGGAGAGGGGGAAGAAGAUGGGCAAGGAAAUGUUCAAGGACUUUCAGCUGGCGAAGCCUCCGGCCAUGCCGUCGAAGAGGGGGGAACAGCCCAGCUUAGCAGGAACCACAGAUGCAUUCAGCAGUUACUUCAGCCGUGUGGGCACUGCCCAGGACACGGACGACUGUGACGACUUUGACAUUUCCCACAUGAAUCUGACACCAGUCACCUCCACAACACCAUCCACCAACUCGCCGCCCACCCCAGCUCCCAGGCUGAGCCCUCCCUCCAAGUCCUCCGCCUCCCAUGUCAGUGACCCCCCCACCGACGCCACGGACCCCCCCACAGACGACUCAUUUGGGGAAGCAGAGGGCAGCCCUAUUCGCAGUGGAGAGGAGGAUGCUGUAAGUGCGUGUGGUUCUGGGUCGCCCUGCCCCAGUGAAACAGCCGAUCCCAGCCCAGACCAGGCCAGUCCAGAGGCUGGGAGCUAG